This is a messenger RNA of Pipra filicauda (Wire-tailed manakin), 6249 nucleotides long. RefSeq names its product shugoshin 2 (gene SGO2). The coding region runs from base 2988 to 5921 and encodes 977 amino acids. Gene Ontology annotation, cellular component: nucleus; chromosome, centromeric region. The record is from RefSeq and is a predicted model, not a curated record. Lineage: Eukaryota; Metazoa; Chordata; Aves; Passeriformes; Pipridae. Gene Ontology annotation, biological process: meiotic chromosome segregation. The transcript has 9 exons.
UGUUGCUUGCUAUAUUCUGGUCUGUUACUGUUACAUUUUGAUUUUUGAGAAUACCUAGAUAUUCAUAGGCUGCUCUGUUUUCAGAUAAUAUGUGAGUCCACAAACUUGUAAUUCAGACUUCCCUUCAGUCAAGUGAAGAACAUUAAAGGAAAGAGCCAUAUAAACCAUAUUGCAUCUGGUCCUCGUAGGGAGAGAAUAAAGUCUCUUUGAAAUUGUGUAACUCUGAAUGAUCACUUCUACUUAAAACUCACUUCUUUUUAUCUUAAUGCCAGUUUGCAUUAGAAUGGCAGUUAAAGCCACACUAAACACCUCACGUCUAAUUUUUCUUAGCAACUAAACAUGCUACUGUUGCAGCAAAGAGAUAAAAUGUCAUGCCAAGCACCAUGGCUCUCAUGUGCUCCUUGAACAGUCCUUGGCCAAGAAUGUACCCAGGAGCCAAGUCUUUGAUGCUUAAUAUCUAAUUAAUUAAAUAAGCGCACAAUUUACAACAUGCUACUGAAUGCAAUACAGACUGAUAAUCCAUGGGUGUUGAACUUACUAUAAAACAAGUGAAAACAAGUAUAAUAGAUUAUUUUUGUAGAGUAAUGCUAUCUAGUUUAACUGUGUCUUUAGUAAGGAUAAUAAUGUGUGUUUUCCCUUACUCACUGGGAAUAGUUCAUACAUACCAGUUGCUACUUCAACAUGGCCGUUUUUAUCAAACGUUGCAAUGUAGUUUGUGUAACUUCCAGUCUUUCUCACUCUGAAACAUUCACUUAAUGAAGCUGGAGCUUUUCAUGCUGCUUUCUGCCUUGAAGCUGGCUUGGUUUUGCCUCAGAAGUCUGAAAAAAUGUUCCUUCAUGUAUUUCUGCACUGUGAGACCAGAACAAUGUACACGGUUUCACUCAAUACACUUAUAUACACACCUAUACUCAAUGCAAUAGGUUUUGGACCUCAGAUUUAACCAUGUGAACUAUCAUGACUAUUCAAGCUUAGUACAGCAUGUACUUGGCAUAGAAGCUUGAAGCAAAACCAACCCACACAAGCAAACUGCCUUUUGAGCUGCACCUUUUGGGAAAUGAACACGGGUGUUUUUGUUUUGGUUUUCACUAGUUUCCCAAGGAAGCAAGGCUUACACACUCAUCCUCUGUAUAUUUGUGUUUCAAUUUACUAAUUGCAGUCAAAUUCGACAGAGAGCAAGAGGCAUUAAGAAAUGGAUUUUUCAUUAAGCUUGUGCAAAAAAGGUGUGAUUAGAGAAAGAUAAAUUCUUAAUCCCAUAAUUUCAGGAAGAGGUACAGCAUGAGCUCAGGUCUUGUUGGACAUCAGAGAAUCCACAGAGGGAGAAGUCGUUCUACAUAAUCUACCCACCAGAAGUGCUUUAGUCAUAGCUCACACUUUACUACACCCUACAGGAUUAAUUCCUCAAUGAAGAUUCUUCUCAGACAUGAAUAUGCAGGUAUCUAGUAAGGUACAAAUUCAAAUCCCACAUGAUUAGAGCUUUUACAACAGGUCUGUGUGUCUUUCCCUCACUCCUUUUCAUUUCUAUUCAGUUUAAAGACCAGUCAUAGGAUCCCUGAUGGAUGACUGAAACACAAAAUUCUGCUCUUAAUACACAUUUAAGAUAUAUAGACUGUGAAACUUGGCAGUGGUUUAAGUUCUUCCCAACUUUGAGCAGCUGGCGAUUAACUGGAGAUUUUUACAUGUGAAGGGGCAUAGUGUGGAAGUUCCUCAGUGGAUAAAGGAAAGUAUGACCAUGGGUGGAAAUGCAAUGCUUCACGUUUUGUUUUAAAUUUAUUGCCCACAGUAGCGACAUAAACACUAAAUGGAAGCAAAUUGGCAAUUGCCCCUUCAGGACUUGAGACCAUUGUGAAACUGGAGGAUAUGCAAACUCAUUAUUGGAUCUGGAAGAAAACCCUGCCUUCUGGAAAGGAUAAGGAGAGAUGCAUGAAAGAACUGGAACCGUGGAUUAAAGGUUGAUGACUUCUGCACCUCCUUCUUCUGGAGUGUCUUGGACCGUUGGUUGGAGCACGGUUCAAAUAACGUCAGGGUCACAGGUUUGAUCCCCAUGUGGGCUAUUCAUUAAGAGCUGGACUGGAUGAUCCCCGUGGGUCCUUUCCAACUCAAAAUAUUCUGUGACUCUGUAAGUACAAGAACAUGUGAACUAUUUUAACACAGGUAAUUCUGCAUGUAUGUAACAAAACCGCUACAAUGCCUUUCCUGUUUUAUCAACCAAGCAUCAAAAAAGAUGGAUGUUGGCCGUGGCAUAAACCAGGCUGUCGACACGGGAGGGGUUUAUAUCCAGCUGUUCCGGCCCGGCUGUGCAUCUUCCCUUUGAAUCCCGCAGCACACCUCGGGUGUUGGCGACUCCCUGGGCAGGUUGUCCCGAACGCCCCCUCAGGCCCCAGGCUGGACCCGCAGCGCCCGCCCCGCGCGCCGUCGCACGUGCCGGGCCCAACGGCCCCGCCUCUCGCGGCCGCACGCGCGCGGGCAGCCGUUUGGCCGCGAGGGGGCCGUGAGGGCGCUGAGGGGGCCGUGAGGGCGGCUAGAGCCUCAUCGGAGCGCUGGGCUGGGACACCGCCCCCUGUCCUACGUCUGCUUGCCGGCCGUUUUUUCUCUCUCUCUGCUUAAAUUUACGGCAUUUAUAAUCCGGUUUAUUUAAUUGUGUCAGUUUAAAAUCUGUCCUGACAAAGCACAAGGUGCUCUGGUCGUGUUGUGAAGUAAUAGAACCUUAGGGGUUUUAUCUUUUAAAUGCAAACUUAGAUAGUUAACUUGAGGGAAUGGACAAGCUAAAAAAAAGUGGGAUCAUUUUAGGUUAAAAUAUUUCGCCUCUGUGUUAAUGUUUCAAUGUGUUGAUUUAUUCAUUAACCUGUUUUAAUUAUUUGAACAAAGGUAAAGACUGAAGUAAUUUUUUUCGAUUUCAGACCUUAUAUCCUUGUAAGAGAUAAUGAAACCUAAUUUUAAGAAGUGUGAGAAAGAUAACUUAUUUAUUUAUUUGGGCAUUCCCCUUGACUAUGUACAGGUUCAUUUUGAUGAUGGAUAAAGAAGCAACUGCUAAAUUGCCAUCUGCCAUGUUCACCUUGAAUGCUAUUAAAGGGCGUAGGAAAAAGAGGGAUGGAACAUUACAAGCUGCAAAAUUGAAUGCUUCUUUAGCUUCUAAAAUCAAAACUAAGUUGAUGAAUAACUCAUCUAUGUUGAAAGUAUCUUUACAACAAAAUAACAGAGCAUUAGCCGUGGCUUUAAGUGUUGAGAAAGAAAAUUCUCGCAGGCUAAAGAAUGAGAGGAUUUGUCUUCAGAAGGAAGUAGAAAAACUGCAGCUUCAUAAUAUCUUGCUUCGUCAAAAACUAAACGGUUUGAAUAAAACUCUUAUUGGAAUAGAAGCAUUUUUGAAUGAUCACCUUUUAACUGCAAUAGAAAUAAGCAGUCCUUCUGAGAAUCUGCAGAGUUCCUUUCCUCUGUCAGCUGAUCCAAGUAGCCCUACUGAUGACCAGUUCAAGAGUGCACGUCAGUCAGCAAGAUCUGUAGAAUUGCCAGUGAGGCUUCCUUUAAUUGAAACAGCUAAUGCAAAACAGCAAGGUAGCCCUUCUCUGGGUGAAAUACUGAAUUCCUACAAGUGUACCGCUAAUUUGUCAGAGGAAGUGCAUUCAGAUCAACUCAAGUUUGCAUCAUCGUUGCCUUCUGGUACAAAUAAUCAAAAGUUAAUUGAAACAGAUCCAGUGGAAACAGCUGUUGACAAGAAUAAAUUUUUUAAAGAAAAUCAACUAUGCACAGAAUUAAGUUGCAAUAGUGCCCUUGUGACUCAUGUCAGAAAUACACGAUCCUUAGGACAGUCUGAGGAGCUUACAGAACAGCAUCAGGGUAGUUCAUUGCCAUCCUGUGGAAAUGUGACGGAAAGAAAGAAACAUGCAGUGCUUCAUAAGUCAAAAACUCAAACUAAUAUAAAGGAUUUUGAUAAAAAAUGUGGGUCAUUGAAUCUGCCUAAACAGGGUAUCAACAGUGGCAGCAACCCCAAUGAUACAAAUUUGCAGGAAGGUUCAAAUGACUUGUGUCACAUGAUUCCCUCACCUCUUAAAUAUAGCAAUGAAAGUAAGACAGAUUUUAAGAAGCUGCUGAAGCCUGAAGAAACACUUUAUGAUGCUGAUAUGGAGUUGACUGCCAGUGAUGCUGGUGAACUACUCACAGUUACAGCAAAAGACAAUUAUAAAUUGCACCAAAAUAAAAUUAGUAAUGCCAAUUCUGACAAAAUAUUAGCAAAGUUCAGAAAGGUAAAAUAUUCUAAGAAGGAUAAAGAAAAAAUCAAAAGCAAGACUGAAGUUGAUUCAAAUUUAUGUGCAGAAGAAAGGCACGCUGGGGCUGACAAUAGUGAAACCUCAAAAACUACUGACUCAGAAAUUCAACUAUUCCAAAGUCAGACAGAACAGCUACCUACAGGAGAUUCUGCAGAGGAACAGUGUAAAACAAGUAAAGCUAAAGAUAGGAGGAGGAUAUACCGGGUUAACGUAGUGAGUCCAAGAAAACAGGAGACAAAUGAAGAAACUUUCUCAGAAACGUCUGGAGACAUGGAAAGCAAAAUUCAAAAGGCAAACUCAAGCUCGCCUCUUAACAAGAUCCCACCAGAAGUUUAUUGUACUGAAAAUUUGCUAUCCCAAGAUAAUAAUUCUAAGGUGUUUCCUUUACAGGGUGACUUUCUAAAUACAAAUGAGAAAGAUAGCAGACCAACAAAAAAUAGGAAAAUUUUUCAAAACCCUUCCAAAGCAAACACAGCAAAAUCCUGUGGAGGGGAAAAUGGCCAGGAUGAAGAAUAUAUUUCAAAAAAAUCUCAAACAGAGAUAUACCAACUUGACAGCAAGACAAAACAAAACCAUAAAAAUAUUAUAAAGAGAAAAGACAAUAAAAAAAGUAGUUACAGGCAAAGUAGAGAAAGUGCAAAUGACAGCAUUCAUAAAAUUAGUCAGAAAGUAGGCCAAAAGAGCAGCCCUUGUUCACCAGGCAGAUUAAAACGUACAUUGGCAAAGGCUGGCCGGAAAACAUACAUAAUACCAAAGGGAAACCUUACACUGUUCUCAGCUUGUAAAAAUCAAGAAUUAAAAAAUAAGGAUUCAUUGCAUGCAGAGGCUGGAAAUAAAGUAACAGAAACUCAGCAAACACAAGUAGCUUUAGUUACUCAGGAUGGUGGAGCUCUGAAUACACCACAAGCUAAAGAACAAGUUGAUGAUGAUGCUAACAUGUUAAAGAAAGCAGAUUUCUCAGCAGUGGCAACUAAACCCCUCCCCAUUAGUAAUUCUUCUGGUAAUCAGGUAAAGCAGAAACAGAGAUUUAGUUCUGAUAAUACUGAGACCAGACAAGAAAAAAGUUAUUUCAGGCCUACUGAUCUGGGCAGGCAGAAUACUUUGGAUGAUCAGGAAGUCCCUCAUGAAAUAGGUUCCUUUAUGAGUAAAUUAAAGCCUAUUAUUCAAGUUGAAUGUUCUAAGAAUAUGUCAUUAAAUGUAGAUAGCUUUUCCCAGGAAGGUCUUUCCAAUGUGUGGCUCCCAGCUCUUGAUAACCAAAAUGCUUCUGUCAACUUCUCCAUCCUGAAAGACUCUGAAAUCCAUGGGGAAAAUGAUCAUAAUGAAGUACUGAAUGCUGAAAAAGCAGAACAAAAUCUGGACCAUAUUUCUAAAGAGAGUUACAAAAAUGUUCUGACACCUUGUCAUGGGAGAAAGGCUUUCCAAGAUCUGACAAAUACUGGUAUACAAUCUCACGCUUUUGUACCUAAAUCCCCCAAAACUUUGGAAGAAAACUCAGCAGCACCAUCCAGACGAGGAAGACCCACUAUUUGCUACAAAGAACCCAGUCUACACAGCAAAUUAAGGCGUGGGGAUCGGUUUACAGAUACGCAAUUUCUGUGUUCCCCAGUCCGUAAAGUAAAAAAUAAAACAAGUUUUAAAAGUAAAUCAAAAUUUAUUUGAAGAAGACAAAAGAAUUGCCUUUAUGAACAAUACUUCUAAAAUGGGUACAAUUGUUUAUGUGUGUAUAUAUAUGUUUAGCAAUAUAGAGUGCUUAUUGUUCUUUGAUUAGUAAAGUUCUUCCAAAGUGAAAUUUUCUGAAAAAGAGCCUCUGAAAAAGGGCACAGAAUACUUCACUGAGGAAGGCAUAUACAUGUUAGGUUCCACUCAUGUUUUGCAUUUCUGGUCAGUAAUUUAUAAUUUCUUCAAAGUGUUUGCAGCACUUCUUAAAUUGUAAGAAAAGUGUAUGUUUUAAUGUAAAUUGAAAAUAAACUAGCUUUGGGAAUUUUAA